Molecule: messenger RNA, 1731 nt
Organism: Plasmodium vinckei vinckei
Lineage: Eukaryota; Apicomplexa; Aconoidasida; Haemosporida; Plasmodiidae
Product: magnesium transporter, putative
Exons: 1
Coding region: 1-1731 (576 amino acids)
Biological process (GO): magnesium ion transport
Cellular component (GO): membrane
Molecular function (GO): magnesium ion transmembrane transporter activity
Source: RefSeq, a predicted model, not a curated record
AUGAACGUAUCAUUCAUUGGAGUAGCAUUGUGUUUUAUUGGAUCGUUUUUAGGGGCAUUGGGGGAUAAAUAUAUUCAUGAUAGUUAUAAUAUUGAUAGCAGUAAAUUAUUUGCAACUAAAAAAAAGACACUGUGGAUAAUUGGAAUAUUACUAACUAUAGUGGUCGAUCCAGUUUUUACAAUCAUUGCAUUAUAUUUUACUUCCGCAGCAGUUGUUGCUCCAUUUGCGGGUGUGCAUAUUUUAUGGAAUUUAAUAAUAACAAAUGUUUCAUUAAAAAUACAAAUUAAAUUACAUCAAUAUAUGGGAACAUUUUUUUUAAUAUGUGGUAUAACUUUAAUUAUUACAUUUUCAGAAAAAAAUGUUGAUAUUCUUAAUAUGAAUGAUUUAAUUAAUAUAUACAUACAACCAAUUGUGAUCAUAUAUAUUUUGUCAGUUUUUUUUAUAAUAAUUAUAUUGUUAAUUAUAUGUAUAACCCCAUUAAUUUGUAAUAUUAUACAUAAAAAGAAAAAAAACACAAAUAUUGGUGCCAUCAGCAUAAAUAAAAACUUUAAUAAUAGUAUUAGAGAUAUACAAAUUUAUAAUAAUAAAAAAUAUAUUAAAGAUUAUAAUGGAAUAUCAAAAAAUUACAACAAAAACAUAGACCGAAAUAAAAAUAAAAAAUUAAUUGACGUUAUGAAGAAUAAUAUUAACGAUCAUAUUGAAGAAGGUACUAUAUCCCCUAGCAAUAAUGAAAAUUGCUCUUCAUAUAAUCAUACUUAUAAUAGUAACAAUUUAUAUAACAACACUUUUGAGCAUUCCUCAGAAUAUCUAUUCCCCAUUUAUAGUAAUACUAUUUCUAAUACUAAAGGUGAACGAAGCAAUAAAAAUAUACACAAAAUAUAUAAUUAUAAUUAUAAAAAAAAUAGUAGUAAUAGACUAUCGAGAAAAGAACAAUAUUCCUUAAACCGAUCAAAAAAGCUGAGACUAAAUCGUUUGUUAAAAAAAAGACAAAGAAAAUGUAACAGCGGAAAUACUAAAAGGUCCCGAUCACAAAAAUAUAAAAUGCUUAAUAAUAAAAAAAAACAAACAAACUCCGAAAAAAUAAAUAGUAAAAAUGACAAAAAUGAAAGAUACAUGUAUCAUACCAAAUGUAAAAACAAUGGAACUAGUCAAAGUAAAACCGAUUUUACAACAAUGCAAACUUAUAGACAUACCAUAAAAAGUUACAAAAAAAGUGAAGAAAUAUGUUAUGAAUAUGCACACACACCAUUUUUAUCAUUCUAUUCAAGCCAAAGAAGUAUUUUAGAUUAUGAUAAAAAAAAUAAUAAAACACAUUCCGUUUAUUACCGAAUAUGUUGUUGUACAUUAUGUGGAAUGUCAGGAGGAUUAGUAAAUAUAUUUUCUGAACACAUAAUAACAAUUUUUUCACGUGAAAAGUUUUAUAUAUUUCAACACUCUUUCACAUACCUUAUUACAAUUUUAACACUAUUUUGUUUAUGUAAUCAACUCAUUUUUUUAAAUGUUUCACUAUCAAAGUUUACUGUCACAUCUGUUAUCCCUUUAAUUAUGUCGAAUAUUGUUUUCUUUAAUAGUUUAACUACUAUUAUAAUGCAAAUAAAUGAGUCGAGAAUGGAUAUUAAUAGUGUUUUAUUUUUUUCUUUAGGAGUUUUUUUAGUCAUAAUAGGGAUAGUAUAUUUGCAAUAUAACAUAAACCAAGUAAUACUCAAAUAUUUCAAGGAAAAAAGGAAAUAA